Messenger RNA from Lagenorhynchus albirostris (white-beaked dolphin), 1098 nucleotides. RefSeq names its product NK6 homeobox 1 (gene NKX6-1). Gene Ontology annotation, cellular component: nucleus. NCBI's taxonomy places the organism in Eukaryota, Metazoa, Chordata, Mammalia, Artiodactyla, Delphinidae. Bases 1 to 1098 code for a protein of 365 amino acids. Gene Ontology annotation, biological process: cell differentiation; regulation of transcription by RNA polymerase II. The transcript has 3 exons. The record is from RefSeq and is a predicted model, not a curated record. Gene Ontology annotation, molecular function: RNA polymerase II cis-regulatory region sequence-specific DNA binding; DNA-binding transcription factor activity, RNA polymerase II-specific.
AUGUUAGCUGUGGGGGCGAUGGAGGGCACCCGGCAGAGCGCGUUCCUGCUCAGCAGCCCGCCCCUGGCCGCCCUGCACAGCAUGGCAGAAAUGAAGACCCCGCUGUACCCCGCCGCGUACCCCGCGCUGCCCGCCGGCCCCCCCUCCUCCUCGUCCUCCUCGUCCUCCUCGUCAUCACCCUCCCCGCCUUUGGGCUCCCACAACCCAGGCAGCCUGAAGCCCCCGGCCGCGGGGGGGCUCUCAUCCCUGGGCAGCCCCCCGCAGCAACUCUCGGCCGCCACCCCACAUGGCAUCAACGACAUCCUGAGCCGGCCUUCCAUGCCCGUGGCCUCAGGGGCAGCCCUGCCCUCCGCCUCGCCCUCCGGUUCCUCCUCCUCUUCCUCGUCCACCUCCGCUUCCUCCGCUUCGGCCGCCGCGGCCGCAGCUGCGGCCGCUGCCGCCGCCGCCUCAACCCCAGCGGGGCUGCUGGCCGGCCUGCCCCGUUUCAGCAGCCUGAGCCCGCCACCGCCGCCGCCCGGGCUCUACUUCAGCCCCAGCGCCGCGGCCGUGGCCGCCGUGGGUCGGUACCCCAAGCCGCUAGCCGAGCUGCCCGGCCGGACGCCUAUCUUCUGGCCAGGAGUGAUGCAGAGCCCGCCCUGGAGGGACGCACGCCUGGCCUGCACUCCUCAUCAAGGAUCCAUUUUGUUGGACAAAGAUGGGAAGAGAAAACACACGAGACCCACGUUCUCGGGCCAGCAAAUCUUCGCCCUGGAGAAGACUUUCGAACAAACGAAAUACUUGGCGGGGCCCGAGAGGGCUCGCUUGGCCUAUUCGUUGGGGAUGACGGAGAGUCAGGUCAAGGUUUGGUUCCAGAACCGCCGGACCAAGUGGAGGAAGAAGCACGCAGCCGAGAUGGCCACGGCCAAGAAGAAGCAGGACUCGGAAACCGAGCGGCUGAAAGGGGCCUCAGAGAACGAGGAGGAGGACGACGACUAUAACAAGCCCCUGGACCCCAACUCGGACGACGAGAAAAUCACGCAGCUGCUGAAGAAGCACAAGUCCGGCAGCGGCGGCGGCGGCCUCCUGCUGCACGCGUCCGAGAACGAGAGCUCGUCCUGA